Manis pentadactyla (Chinese pangolin) is the source of this 5884-nucleotide messenger RNA. RefSeq names its product enhancer of polycomb homolog 1 (gene EPC1). Gene Ontology annotation, biological process: regulation of transcription by RNA polymerase II. The transcript has 14 exons. Lineage: Eukaryota; Metazoa; Chordata; Mammalia; Pholidota; Manidae. Gene Ontology annotation, cellular component: piccolo histone acetyltransferase complex. The coding region runs from base 2454 to 4586 and encodes 710 amino acids. The record is from RefSeq and is a predicted model, not a curated record.
CAAUCUUCCUUUCCAGACUUGAUUCCAUUCCCUGAUAUCUUGGAUGUGACUUGUCAUUGGUAAUAACAUGUAUGCCAGAAGUAUGUCAGAUGUGUUUUGAUAUUGCUAAAGUAUGGUAAUAUUAGGCAAGCUUCUUUUGUUUCUCUGAAUAAUUUCACAUUGUAAGUGUAAAGAAAAAUAAAUUCUUUAGUGGAGGAUACCAGAGUAAUACAGAAAUAUUUGAGACCCUAACGACAUGCACAAUACACCCUUAAGGCAGAACGUUGCUAGUUGGCCUCCACCAGCUUGGCCUCCUGGCUUAUGUGGGCCACCACUCUCCGCAGAACUUGGCGAUGCUGGCCUGUCUGCCGCCUGCGCUGUCCGCCUGAGCCCUAGCCUCUCAUCACAUGCACUUGUUUUUAACACUUGAAAUGUGGUUCAUAUUGACUGAGGUACUGUUUUUAAUUUAAUUAAUUAAUUUUACUUUAAUUAGCCACACAUGGCUAGUGGUUACCUUGUUGAACAGCACAGGUGUGGAUUAUUUUGGUUAGGGACAAAAAAGAACAGGUGUUUAAUCUAACAGAGCUUUAAACCACUUCAAGGCUCUAAAAAGCUGUUUACUCAGCAGCAGCAGUCAGAUGGCAGAAGGUGGCUGGAGGGCCUGCUACCAGAAGGGACUUGGGUGCAGACAUGCAGAGGUUUUUAUGAAGGACUCUGAAUAUUCAUUUAUUUUAAUUAGGAAUGUGAUAGAAGUGUGAUAUAGGUCAAAAUGGAAAAUAAAACAAUGGUAAAAUAAAUUCAGUCCUACAGAUAUUUAUUGGAUUCCUUGGGGCCAGAUAUUGUGUUAAAACGUGAAGCAGAGAUGGCAGAUUUGGGGCUGGCAAAUGGUCCCCUCUUGUAUCUAUCACUAAUGGAUUACUGCAGAUUUCUUCAGGUUUUUUUCCUGUUUGAAUAGAGGCAAUAUUGGAAUACCUUUCUGUGGAAUACCACAAGCAAAGGUGGCAUAUAAGGUAGACAUGUUUACUAUGUCUGCUCUAGAAGUACAGAGAUAAAGACUCAGUGUCUCUUCUCAAGGAGAUCAAUCCUAGUCUAAUGCAUAACAAGUAGAUUUAAAGUAUGUGUAGAACAAUGUUGCUCGUGUGAAACCUUCAUAAGAUUGGAUAUCAAUGAUACCUUAAUAAGUAAAAAAAAUAAAGAAAUAAAGCAUGUAUAGAAGAUAGUGCAAAAGAAGGGGAAUGAUCUAGAACAGGAAUUUUUAACCUUGGUGUGCUUCAGGCUUUUAGGAUAUUUGAAUUCCUUGUAAUGUCAGUAAUAUGUUGUAUGUUCACAACAGUCUGUUUUUCUGGGGAGAAGGUUCUGAAAAAGAUAAAAAUGGUUAGAACCACUUACUGAGUGGGGGACAGUCGAGAAAGGAUUCCACAGUAGUUGAUGUCACGUUGAGUUUUGAAAAUAUUAAAUAGUCAUUUACUAGGUGGACAGGCAGAAAAUAACUAAUGUAAAGGCCUGGAUACAUGAGAUAGUGUGCCAUAUGAAAUACAUGAAAUUUGGUAUUGAUAGGUCAUUAAGUACUGCUGAGACUGGAGAGGCUGGGUCAAAAAAGGCCUCGUAUAAUUCUAAGGAUAUGGAUUUGAAGGUGAUGGGAAGUUAGGAAGAGGAAUUAAGCAAGGAAAAGAUGAGAGACAGAUUUUGAUGUCAUGCUACUUAAUAUUUUACUUAUAUUAUUAUCAACCUAGUUUUAUUUUGGUACAUAAAUGAAUGACACUUGAGAACAUAGUUGAGAAUAGGGUUCUUGUCAUUUUUCUCAAAUCUUGACAAAUAUGAGAAAUACUUCACAUUUCUAUCACCACAACGGUGGUUUUCACGAAGAAACAAACCUCCUUGGUAGGAAAGCACUCAGGGAUGCCCUCACUAUUACUGGCUUCUGACACUUCAGCUGUUAAUACCACACCCUAAGCUAGUUAGUCUAUAAUAAAUAAGUCUUAAAUAUUUAGAAACAAUCUUAUUUAAAGACCCUAUCCUUUUAUAUCAAACUGUAUGAAAUAGCUGAUAUUUCAAAACUUUCUUGUAGUUCAACAUACAUUUAAUAACCUAUUUGUGUUCUUAAUGGGCUUCUAGUUUAUUUGAUUUUGAGUUUAGGGAACAGUGGUCAUAUCCAUUGCCUUUUAUCACUUACAUCUGUAUUAACAAUAACGAUAAAGAUAAUCUCCUUUCCUAAAAUUUAAAUGUGAGAAACAUAUCUCUAAGCUUAGAUUGUGAGUCUGAGUACAAAAUCCAAAAAAAAGAAAAGUCUGUCUUACUUCUUUAGAAAGUCUAGGUCUUGUGUUUAUCCAGACAUCUGUGAGGUUUUUAUCAGUGGAUUCACAGUUAAUGAUUGCUUAUGGUUUCUUCUGUCAGCUUUUAGUUUGGAUGCUGAACAGCCUGAUUAUGAUUUGGAUUCUGAAGAUGAAGUAUUUGUGAAUAAACUGAAAAAAAAAAUGGACAUCUGCCCAUUGCAGUUUGAGGAGAUGAUUGACCGUCUAGAAAAAGGCAGUGGUCAGCAGCCAGUCAGUCUGCAGGAAGCCAAACUACUGCUAAAAGAAGAUGAUGAAUUAAUUAGAGAAGUUUAUGAAUACUGGAUUAAAAAGAGGAAAAACUGUCGAGGGCCAUCUCUUAUCCCAUCAGUAAAACAGGAGAAGCGAGAUGGCUCAAGCACAAAUGAUCCUUAUGUGGCUUUUAGAAGACGUACUGAAAAAAUGCAAACUCGAAAAAAUCGCAAAAAUGAUGAAGCUUCUUAUGAAAAAAUGCUUAAGUUGCGUCGAGAUCUGAGUCGGGCUGUUACUAUUCUAGAGAUGAUAAAAAGAAGAGAAAAGAGUAAAAGGGAGCUAUUGCACUUAACACUGGAAAUUAUGGAAAAGAGGUAUAAUUUGGGUGACUACAAUGGAGAGAUCAUGUCCGAGGUUAUGGCACAGAGACAGCCAGUGAAGCCUACUUAUGCCAUCCCCAUCAUCCCUAUUACUAACAGCAGCCAGUUUAAACCUCAGGAAGCAAUGGAUGUGAAGGAGUUUAAAGUUAAUAAGCAAGAUAAAGCCGAUCUUAUCCGACCUAAACGUAAAUAUGAAAAGAAGCCCAAAGUCGUACCAUCGUCCGCUGCUGCUCCUCCACAGACGAGUCCUGCUGCACUGCCGGUCUUUAAUGCGAAAGACUUAAAUCAGUAUGACUUUCCGAGCUCAGACGAAGAACCUCUCUCCCAGGUUUUGUCUGGCUCUUCAGAAGCAGAAGAAGAGAAUGACCCCGAUGGUCCUUUUGCCUUCCGUAGGAAAGCAGGAUGUCAGUACUAUGCUCCUCAUUUAGACCAAACUGGCAAUUGGCCUUGGACUAGUCCUCAAGAUGGAGGACUAGGGGAUGUACGAUACAGAUACUGCUUAACUACCCUCACUGUACCCCAAAGGUGUAUUGGAUUUGCACGAAGACGGGUUGGGCGCGGUGGCAGGGUCUUACUGGACAGAGCUUACUCAGACUAUGACAGUGUGUUCCGCCAUCUGGAUUUGGAAAUGCUUUCCUCACCACAGCAUCCUCCAGUUGAUCAGUUUGCCAAUACCUCAGAAACAAAUACCUCGGACAAACCUUUCUCUAAAGACCUCAGUCAGAUACUAGUCAAUAUCAAAUCAUGUAGAUGGCGGCAUUUUAGGCCUCGGACACCAUCCCUACAUGACAGUGACAGUGAUGAACUCUCCUGUAGAAAAUUAUAUAGGAGUAUAAAUCGAACAGGAACAGCACAACCUGGGACCCAGACAUGCAGUACCUCUUCACAGAGCAAACGUAGCAGUGGUUCAGCACACUUCGCAUUUACAGCCGAACAAUACCAGCAACAUCAACAGCAGCUGGCACUAAUGCAGAAACAGCAGCUUGCACAAAUUCAGCAACAGCAAGCAAAUAGUAAUUCCUCCUCCAACACUUCACAGAACCUUGCAUCUAACCAGCAGAAAAGUGGCUUUCACCUGAAUCUACAUCAUAGCCAUUCUAUACAGGGUUUAGAAAGAACAUUACAGGGUUUUGUUUCCAAGACUUUGGAUUCUGCUAGUGCUCAAUUUGCUGCUUCUGCUUUGGUGACAUCAGAACAACUGAUGGGAUUCAAGAUGAAGGAUGAUGUGGUGCUUGGCAUUGGGGUGAACGGGGUCCUUCCAGCCUCAGGAGUAUACAAGGGCUUACACCUCAGUAGUACUGCGCCAACAGCACUUGUACAUACGAGUCCAUCAACGGCAGGUUCAGCUUUGUUACAGCCUUCAAACACGACACAGACUUCAGGUUCCCACAGUGCACUGAGUCAUCAAGUAACUGCUGCCAAUUCUGCAACAACUCAGGUUCUGAUUGGGAACAAUAUUAGAUUAACUGUCCCUUCAUCGGUUGCCACUGUAAACUCUAUUGCCCCCAUAAAUGCACGACAUAUACCUAGGACUUUAAGUGCUGUUCCGUCGUCUGCCUUAAAGCUGGCUGCCGCAGCAAACUGUCAAGUUUCCAAGGUUCCAUCUUCAUCCUCCAUAGAUUCAGUUCCAAGGGAAAAUCAUGAAUCAGACAAGCCAGCACUAAACAACAUAGCAGACAAUACAGUAGCGAUGGAGGUGACGUAGCUUCCUCAGCAGUAGAAUUGCAGCCUGGGGACUUGAUUAGGUGCUAUGCAUCAGUAGCAUUUUGAAUGCAAGGGAUGACGGAAUGCAGCACAUGCGUUUCUGUGGCAGCUGUGGGGACUUGACAGCAAUGCUCAUCUCUCAUGCUUCAAUUUUUCUUUUCUUACUGUUAAUAGGAAAAAAAACAUCUGUAAAUUAAGAAUACAGCAAUUAUCUGUACAGUACUGCAUAUUUGUAAUACCCUUGUAUAUAUGUUACUUGAAUACAGAAAUGUUCAUUUGUGAUGCUUUGCACUUGGGGGUGGGGGGUGGGAGGGACAUAAAUUGCAACAAAGAGUGUGAGAUGUGAGAUUGUAUAGAGAUGAAGUGUCAUCACAUCAUGUGCAUGGUGCGGAACCUGCUGUUUUAUCUAUUUAUUGUGCCGUGUUUACAGUUUUUUGUACACUGUACCUUCAUUGGUUCCUGUGCUGUAGUAAAUGUGUUAGGUAGCUGUGGACUCCUUGGUAUUUUGUAAAUGGUAUAACAUAACUUGGUUCCCCUCUGGGUCCCUGAGUUUUCUGUGUAUCAUGUGAAAAAAAUGGUGACAUACAUACAGAAUUUUACAAAAAAAAAAAAGGCAUCAGUUUUUUAAAAAUGGGGAAUGUACUGUUAAAUGGGGAUCUUCCUGGUCUACUAUCAUUAGGAUAAGUAACAAGCUAAAAAUGAAGUCUCUUGAAUCUUUCCAUCCCCACUUGCCCACAAAGCUGUGGGUAGUUUUGGUACUUAAAGCACUAAUGUUAUGUUGCUGCUCUACAAACAGCUCAGUAGUCCCAUUUCCUUCCACACCAAAAAGUGUUAAAUCAAGUAUGCAAAUGGAGUCCUUCCAACUGGAGUUUAUGUUGUCUUGCCCUUUUUUUAGCACAAAAAAAAAUUGUACUUUUUUAUUGUCAAAUUGUUUAAAAGACUUCAUUCUUUACUUGUUCUUACAAAAAGGAUAUAAGGGAGAAGAAUGCAGUAAUUGCUGUACGUGUAUCAUCAUUCCAGUUUCUAAAACAGCCAGCCAGCUUUUUUCCUUUUAAGAUUCUCCAGAAGGCUGCAAGGCCAGAACCACACAUAUCGGGUGCCUUCCUUUGGAAAUAUUUGACCUCUCUUCUGUGAAGAGAAUGGUACUUUACAGACUACUACUUAGUGCUUCGUCAGUACCGAAGUCUGGAUGCCCAUUCCAAUGGCAUACAUUAUCCUUAAGGUUUUUAAUCCCACCUGGAAAAAUUGUGAUAGAAUUCUCACAAAAUAAACCCAGGGCAUUACAUGUUGACAAACUAA